Molecule: messenger RNA, 5531 nt
Organism: Acanthochromis polyacanthus (spiny chromis)
Lineage: Eukaryota; Metazoa; Chordata; Actinopteri; Pomacentridae
Gene: git2b
Product: G protein-coupled receptor kinase interacting ArfGAP 2b
Exons: 20
Coding region: 189-2405 (738 amino acids)
Biological process (GO): brain development; regulation of ARF protein signal transduction
Molecular function (GO): GTPase activator activity; protein binding
Source: RefSeq, a predicted model, not a curated record
UUGGAAUGGGACACCGCUUUGUUCAGCAGUAGGAGGGGAGGGCAGACGGUCACAGUUGGUUUGCCUGCUGGAAGUGUUAAAUACAAACCGCUGGGGCGGACUAUCCCUGUCUUAUCUUUGCGUAGCUGCGGUGCAACGUAUCUCGCAAAUAUUUGCUCUUCCCGGAGUCGGAGGAUUUCUCUUCAGGGAUGUCAAAGCGAGUGCGAAGCAGAGAGGUCUGCGCUGAUUGCAGUGCUCCGGAGCCUCGCUGGGCCUCGGUUAACAGGGGUGUGUUGAUCUGCGAUGAGUGCUGCAGCAUCCAUCGAGGUCUUGGGCGACACAGCUCUCAAGUCCGACAUCUGACUCACUCUUCGUGGCCACCCUCACAGCUGCAGAUGGUCCAGACACUGUAUGGUAAUGGAGCCAAUUCAAUAUGGGAACAUAGCCUUCUGGAUCCUUCCUCUUCAGUAAGUGGGAAGCGUAAAGCCAACCCACAGGACAGAGUUCAUCCCAACAAGACAGAAUUCAUCAAGGCAAAAUAUCAGAUGUUGGCCUAUGUCCAUCGGAUGCCUUGUCGGGAGGAUGACAGCGUAACAGCAAAAGACCUCAGCAAGCAACUUCAUUCCAGUGUUCGGACGGGGAACCUGGAAACCUGCCUGAGACUCUUAUCUUUAGGAGCUCAGGCCAACUUUUUCCAUCCAGAGAAGGGAAACACACCACUACACAUAGCAGCAAAAGCAGGUCAAAUGCUGCAAGCAGAACUGUUGGCAGUUUAUGGAGCUGAUCCUGGAGCUCUGGACUCCAGUGGAAAGACCCCCAUUGAUUAUGCGAGACAAGCUGGACAUCAGGAGCUGGCAGAGAGGCUAGUGGAGAUACAGUAUGAACUCACUGACCGGUUAACAUUUUACCUUUGCGGUAGAAGACCGGAUCACAGAAAUGGGCAACACUUCAUCAUUCCACAGAUGGCAGACAGCAGUCUGGAUUUGUCCGAGUUUGCAAAAGCCGCAAAGAAGAAGCUGCAGUCGCUAAGUAACCAUCAGUUUGAAGAACUUGCCAUGGAUGUUUAUGAUGAAGUCGACAGAAGAGAAACAGAUGCAGUUUGGUUGGCAACUCAGAACCACAGCACACUUGUAACAGACACUACAGUUGUGCCUUUUCUGCCAGUGAAUCCUGAAUACUCGUCUACGAGAAACCAGGGUCGUCAAAAAUUGGCAAGGUUUAGCGCUCAUGAAUUUGCAACCCUGGUCAUCGAUAUUCUAACGGAUGCGAAACGAAGGCAGUGGGGUAAUUCCUGUGACAGUCCGAAAGAGAAUGUAGAGCUGAUCCUUCAGGGAAUAGGCAGUCGCCAUAACAGCGAGAGCCAGGACAAUGACCAGCCGGAUUACGACAGCGUGGCAUCAGAUGAAGAUCCUGUCCAAGAGGCCACAUGUGGGGACAGCUGCAACGAUGGAAGGACCAAGAGCUCGGAGUCUUCUGACCUGUCUGAUGGACCAAUCACAGUACAGGAAUUUAUGGAGGUGAAGAGCGCCCUCACUGCUUCAGAAGCCAAAAUACAGCAGCUGCUCAAAGUCAACUGUCACCUGAGUGAAGAGCUGCGGUUGAUGCAGACCAAGCUGAACUCCCUGCAGACUGAAAACACAACGCUGCGAUGGCAAACCCCCAGCGGACAACAACAACCCCAGGGGCCUUUUGGUCGACACCCGCCCCGUGGAGGUCGCGCUAUGUCCAUGUAUGAGACGGGCUCCACUCCGAGGCAGUACCCCCAUCGGGUGGAAACGGCUCGGCAUGACGAUGGUGUCGUUUUACAACCCUUCCCGACCAACAUUGGUAGGGGUCCUUUGGGGACGGCUGCUUCCUCCCUCCCUACCUUCCCCUCUUCCCUGUCCUGGUCGUGGGAUGAGAGAUCUCGAAGGGGCUGCAGUCUGGAGGGACAGAGCACCAUGUUGGAGAACGACUAUGACACUACGCCUAACCACUCUGAACUGGAGGACACUGGGAGCCCUCUUCCAGCCUCUGAAGCUGUGGAAGCAGAGGAGGAGGGUGAAGAAGACGCCACCCUGCCCUGCACAGAGGACGUCAUCUGUAAGACUGAGCAGAUCACUAAGAACAUCCAGGAACUUCUGAGAGCUGCCCAGGAGACCAAACAUGAAAGCUUUUUGCCUUGCUCUGAAAAGAUCUGCAUGGCUGUGACAGAGAUGGCCGCCCUGUUUCCUAAAAGGCCGUCCUCGGAGACAGUGCGAGGGUCUCUGUGUCUGCUGACUUCCAGUGCCAGCCGGCUCCACGGGGAGUGCCAGAAGGCCGCAGAGCACAACCCCUGCCCGUCAGACAUCCAGCUGGUCACUCAGCAGGUCAUCCAGUGCGCCUAUGACAUUGCCAAAGCUGCCAAGCAACUCGUUACUGUGACAACCAAAGAAAACAACAACUAACUUAAAAAAAAAAAAAAAAAAAAAAAAAAAAAGCCCAAAGACAUUUCUGAUGCACUCACAGUUUAGGUUGCUACUCUCCUCCUAAUCAGUGUUUCUUUUUUUUUUUUUUUCCAUAUUAACCACUUUAAGUGUUCACAAACAUUCCUUGAGGUGGGGAAAAAAAGAUCAAUGAAAAGCUUUAGCGCAACACGGUAGUAAAAACAUACUAAAAGAUCUUCGAGAAAACCUGUUACUGUUCUUCACCUCUUCAGUUUAGUCCACUCGAUUUCCAAAAGUGCAAUGUUGCAUGUCUGUGUAAAACAAUUAGAACCACUAGCAGCUGCAGAGCUUUUGACAGUUUUCCACAGUACUUCAGUGGACAGCCGAGGUUAUUAGUUGCGCUGAUUGAGGUCUGGUUUCCUGCCUGUCAGAGAGGACCAAAAAUCAUCAAGAUGUCAGGCAUCAAGGAUCAGAACAGAUGAACCUCAGAGUAACACUGGUUCACAUUUCUUUUGCUGGUUUAAGUGUCUUUUUUUUUUUUUUUUUUUUUUGACAGUAUUUGAGUCAUCGUGAUGGCGCUCGCUUAAAAUGUUCGUUUCGUCGGCAAACUGUGAUUAUAAAAAACAGCUUCUGUGUUUUGAGCAGCGUGUAGGUUCAGCACCACCACCACCAGUGUGCUAACUUUCAUUCCAUCCAGCAACUCCAGCAGGUAAUUUUACAUUUCAGUCCUGCGCUCUGGUUGAAAAUGUGUUUCUAAGUAAAGUACCGGUAGUUUUUGGAGUUCCAAUGUUACAGCCAUACUUAUGAUGUUGUGCGGGUGUGUGAGUGGGUCAAAGAUUCCCACAGACGUGGCCUCUGCGGCCUCUGUUUUGAAUCAAUUUUAAUAGCAUUAUGCAAAUAUGUAAGAUGUAUGUAUCCAUGUAAUUCUUUAUCAGAAUAACCCAAAUGCUAUUCUAUUUAUAAAUUGUAUGUCAUACCUCUAAGAAAAUAUCAAUGUUUAUUUUCAUAAGCUUUUCGUUCGACAUGAUGCUCCUCACAGGCUAACGUUUGUUCUGAGGUUUGGGACGUCUCAGCUGGCAGUUAGUUAUAAGGCAACUUGUGAUCUCUGUUUAAUCGGUGUGGUGCUGUAACUCCAGUGUUUUAGAUGCUUCCUGUGGUCCAACACGCCGUGGUUUACAGCCAAUGAUAAAGUAACUGUGUCCUCAAGAGUUAGAGUUCCUGAUGUAGAACACCAGUCUAAUGUGACACUCAUUGUUGUGAGCCGGAUGGGUUUGAAGCUGGGCUGGAAGGAGGACUAGAAUACGGCGCACAACUGCAGGUAGAAAAAUCUGUUGUUUAGUUGCAAUCUGAUUAGCGUUAAAAAGCCAAAACAAAUUCAGUAAAAAUAUGUGUGACCUCUUCUGUGAGCAGCACCUCUCCUGUUCAGUGGCAACGCCUUUCUGAAGAAAACUUUAUUGAAAUCAAGUCACCUUUAAUGGUAUUUCUCAUUUACAACAAAAGAGGUUGGCCAAAGAUCCAUUUGAGACAAAGGAUUUACCGAUUUUUAUUUACAUGAAAGAUUUAAAGUCUGUUCAGGUUACAUCAAUUGCAAAACAAGUCAUCUUUGGGUUCCCCCUCAUGUCAAGGUCAAGACCUCACACCACCAUAGAGAGAAACCCUUUGAUUCUCAGGAAGCUGGCUAAGGAUGUACCGUAAAAGAAUUUCAAUGUCUAAAAGUAUUAGUAUUAAGAUGUCCUUAAACCAUCUUCAGCACAUUUUAUUGCUGCUGCUAAAGUUGUAAAAGUGUUUUGUUUUUUGACACAAAGAUGGAAUUUUGUCUCAACGUUAACUUACAAGCUUUUUUUUUUUUUUUUUCCCCCCCCAGGAGCUUUGACUUGAAUCUCAAGUUUUCACAUUGGUCAAGGAAAUAAUUUUGUUAAUUUCAUUCCUUUUUCAAGAUGCUUUUAUUCAUUUUUAAAUAUGUUUUGCAGACAACCUUGUAAUGACCAAUUACCUUCACUUAGCUUAAUCCCAGUGAGAUCAAUGAUUCCAUUUAAGUUGACCUGAAAUCCUGAAGGACGACUGCGUAACUUUUGCAAAACUACAUGGUAACUAACGGCUAAAACAUAAACAAGUAUAGUCCAUUAUACAGCAUUGAUCCUUCUUAGACAAGUCAUAAUUGAACCAAGAAACACUAUUUGGAUAAACCCCUUUGAAAAUUUUUAUAGUAGCUUUAUUUCAGAAGCAGUCAUCUGGACCUUGUUGCCAAGUAUUUUGCUCAGUUGUCAAUGAGAUGAUUUAGUUAACUGUCUGUGUACCUAUUUAUUUUUUGGUUUUAAAAAAGCUUUUUUACUUUUAAACAAGGCUAGUGUGGAAAAAACUUAAUGUAGUGGCUUUUUAGGGAAUUUUAUUUUGCAUUUGUAUGUUUGUUUUUUAAAAAUUGCCACAGUAUUAUCAAGGUAAAAUAGAAAAUAAAAUACACAAACUUUUUUUUUUUUUUACACGUUUUAAAUGAAGUUAUUUUGGGGGGAAAAACGCAUUUAAACUUAAUAUAGUGGAUUUUUCAGGGAGCUUUAAUUUGGAAUUCAUUGUCAAGGUGAUAUUUUUUGUCAAUAUAUCUUGACAUUUUUUAUUACCUCUAUUUUUCCCCCAAUUUUUAAUUUUUUUUUAACUGUUCUGUGUUUUGGACUGCCUGUGGAUGAAUGCCCAGUUACUUUUAGCCUUAUGCUAACGGUGCAGGGUUUUCAUUUAAAUUAUUUUGACUUUAGCAACAUAACAACACAAAACACAAAUUAAGGCUAUUUUUAAGAGGAAAAGCUGCUAGUUUGAGUGAAUAAAUAUCUAGAAUGGGCCAUGAGAGCAUUAACCAAUACACACAGGACAAAGCCAUUAAGUAACCUACAAUACUGUAUUUAAACUCACUCUAAAAUAAAUAUAAAAUGAUAGAUUUUUUUUAAAUCUUUUACUAAACCCUAGUGAGGAUAAAGCGGUGUAUACAGAAUGGAUGGAUGGAUAAACAAACUACUGAGUUCUAAUAAUGACAGUGCAAGUAUUCAGUUACUAACCAGCCUGGUGUCAAACCUGCCAUUUAUUCCCUGUAACCUGGAGCCUCUGUGGUUGAAAACAAUCCCUUGCCUUAGAUAUAAUAAAGUAUAAUUCAUACCUCUA